AUGCAGAUUUUUGUGAAAACCCUUACGGGGACGACCAUUAUGCUUGAGGUUGAGCCCUUGGACACUAUAGAAAAUGUAAAGGCCAAGAUCCAGGAUAAGGAAGGAAUUCCUCCUGAUCAGCAGAGAUUGAUCUUUUCUGGAAAGCAACUGGAAGAUGGGCGUACUUUUUCUGACUACAAUAUUCAAAAGGAGUCCACCGUUCAUCUUGUACUGAGACUUCGUGGUGGUGCUAAAAAAAGGAAGAAGAAGUCUUACACCACUCCCAAGAAAAAUAAGCACAAGAGAAAGGUUAAGUUGGCUGUCCUGAAAUAUUAUAAGGUGGACAAAAAUGGUAAAAUUAGUCACCUUUGUCGAGAGUGUCCUUCUGAUGAGUGUGGGGCUGGGGUUUUUAUGGCCAGCCACUUUGACAGACAUUACUGUGGCAAGUGUUGUCUGACUUACUGCUUCAAAAAACCAGAAGACAAAUAAUUGUGUAUGAGUUAAUAAAAGUCUCAGACUUAAAAA
Jaculus jaculus (lesser Egyptian jerboa) is the source of this 504-nucleotide messenger RNA. RefSeq names its product ubiquitin-40S ribosomal protein S27a-like. The record is from RefSeq and is a predicted model, not a curated record. Gene Ontology annotation, molecular function: protein tag activity; structural constituent of ribosome; ubiquitin protein ligase binding. The transcript has a single exon. Bases 1 to 468 code for a protein of 155 amino acids. Gene Ontology annotation, biological process: modification-dependent protein catabolic process; protein ubiquitination; translation. Gene Ontology annotation, cellular component: ribosome; cytoplasm; nucleus. NCBI's taxonomy places the organism in Eukaryota, Metazoa, Chordata, Mammalia, Rodentia, Dipodidae.